Cuscuta campestris is the source of this 1849-nucleotide messenger RNA. The record is from the annotation of a GenBank genome assembly. Lineage: Eukaryota; Viridiplantae; Streptophyta; Magnoliopsida; Solanales; Convolvulaceae.
CAGAGCAGAAGAAACCCUAGGUCUCGUUCGUAAGGUGCACACGUCUUUGUACGUCUGUUUCGUUCGUAGCUUGCUUGUGGUGUCUGUCUCUACAUGGUACUGUCUCGUCAUCUAUAGCUUGUGGGUCUCCUGGUGUUUGGUACUUUGGUAUUCUUUUGCAGUUCGGUACUUUGGUGUUUUUCUUUCUGGACUGGUCAGUUCGGCACUCCCUUGCUGGUCUGUGUUGUCUAUAAUUCACUAUCAACAUGACAACCAAGAAGGCCAAUUUGAUUCACGAUCCGUCAUCGAUAUACUACCUUCAUCCAUCAGAAGGGCCGGGUAAUUCUCUAACAAAGUAUGUGCUACGCAGUGAUAAUUAUGAUGUGUGGGCAAAAGCCGUUUCGCAUGCGCUUGGUGGUCGUGGUAAAGCGAAAUUCUUGACAGCCGCUGGUGUACUGAAACCCACGGAUGAGGCCGAACUAGGCGCGUGGGAGUCCAACCAUUCCAUUAUUUGUAGUUGGAUUUGCAACAGUGUCGAUGAGUCCAUUCAACGAAGUAUUAUAAACCAUACGGUUGCGUAUGAUUUGUGGAAUGAUCUAAAGAAGCGUUACGGGGGUUCCAAUGGCCCUCGUAUGUAUCAGUUGAAGUGUGAACUACACAAUUUGCGCCAAAAGGGUCAGAGUGUUGUAGCAUAUUAUAAUCAAUUCAUCACCCUUUGGAACCAACUCUAUGGGUGUGAAGAUCCGACCGGAGGGUGUGUGUGUCCAGCCGCAGCGGUUAGCCUUGCUCGGGUUGAGCGUGAAAAGACUAUGGAUUUCUUAUUGGGGCUGGAUGAUGAACAAUACGGGCAUGCACGUUCACAGAUCAUUGGCACCGAACCUAUCCCAGAUUUGGAUCGAGCUUUCUACCUUGUCACUCAAGAGGAACGUCACCGCACUAUUAUUCGUUCUCGUGAUGACCGCACAGAUGGUGUCGCCUUUGCGGCCCGACAGUCUCCUAGUAGUCUCUGGUGCUCUCAUUGUGGCCGCACUAACCACAAUGUCGAGACUUGUUUUGAACUUAUUGGCUUUCCGGAACACUAUGGACGUGGAGGAGGACGUAGUGGUAUGCAACGUGGUCGAGGGGGCCGAACUUCAUCCGGCCGUGGUUACCAGGCAGGAGGCCGUGACAACAGCAGUUACUCUACAGGAGGCCGUGACAGCAGUGGCAGGGGGCCUGCCCGGUUUGGCAGUGCCUCUCACUGCAAUAAUACCACAGCAGCUCCAUCCGGCGGCGCCCAUGCUGUCAAUACAGAUUCUUCCUCUGUUUUAAGUGAUCAAAUGGCCAAGUUAAUGUCUUUACUUGAGUCUUCUUCCUCUCAACAGUACACGGAAGAGUCUCCGCCUUCGUCAUCUCCGUCGCCCCCCGCUGAUUUCCCCACUCUUCCCACCCUGGACACCACCCUGCCAGCAGCCAGCGACCAGCCCCAGCCCUCCACUGUUGUCGUCUCGUCAACAGAGGCUGCUGGAGCAGAUCCUACUGCCGAUGCUCCUCCCCUGCGUCAUUCCUCCCGUGUUCGUCAACCCCCCCAGCGCUUGUCCGAUUACGUUUGUCAUACCGCUCUUGUGCGUAAUCCGGUUCCCUUUCCCCCUGUUGCAUCUUCCGUCUCUGGCACACGGUUCCCUAUUACUAAUUUUGUUCAUUAUGAUAGAUUGCAUGACAGAAUUGCCAAUAAUUGUUCUGUUCAGCAUAGAGGUGUUGCACCAAUUGUUUCCGGCUAUUUCUCCACGUCUUGCGGCAUUGGUUCUCUGUUGCAGCGCCAUACUCCAAGUCUUGCGGCACUGCUACUGUUUUUUUUCCCUUGAUUGUUCAAUACAUCAGGGAUGGCUUC